Molecule: messenger RNA, 2099 nt
Organism: Micropterus dolomieu (smallmouth bass)
Lineage: Eukaryota; Metazoa; Chordata; Actinopteri; Centrarchiformes; Centrarchidae
Product: vasodilator-stimulated phosphoprotein-like
Exons: 6
Coding region: 588-863 (91 amino acids)
Source: RefSeq, a predicted model, not a curated record
UUCACAUUUAAUUCUUGUUGUUAAUUGUUAAUUUUUACUAUGUUUUUAUGCACACUUCCUCUUCUGUUUAACUUUGAUUCAAUUAUUUUAAGUGGUCGGGGGGCAGACACCAUCACUAUGGGGUUUUGGGUGAGUAAAUGCUCUAAUGGAAGUGCAGAGAAUAAGAUUGGGACUCUGCCUCCUAGUCUCAACUAUGGGUUGUCAUAGAUUUUGUCCACUAAUAAACUCGGCCAGAUUUCUAGAUAAGGGAGCUGCUCCAUCUAAAGUGGGAUGAAUGCUUUCCAAACCAGACCAGGUCUUCCCCAGGAAGUCCGCCAAUUUUCUACAAAGCCCACAUAAUUUGAUGGACACCACCUCCACAACAGGCGGUGGAAUGAUGACAAUGUCUGACAUUGUUCUUGCAUAUGUACACACCAACUCAACAUAUAUUAACAUAUCUUCUUUAUUUACACAACAACACAGCAUGGUAUGAACGCUUGAAAUACAUUUUAGGGUAAAACAGACAAACUACAAAAACAAUUUCAAUUGUAAUAAUAGAUAUUUUUUCACCAGAAAUCAAUGGAAACUCCAAGGAAAAAUUUACCACCAUGCCAAGGCCCAAAUCCUUAACCAACAAUCCAAAGCACUCCAGCCCAAGUCCCAGCUCAUCCUCUUCUCCCUCCUCUAACUCUGCAACUACCACAGUGUCCAGAAUGAAAGUGUUGAAAAAGAACUCAGAUGGUGCUGGAAGUGAUACUGAUGUGGAACAACUCAAACAGGAAAUUCUGGAAGAAGUGAAAAAAGAACUUCAAAAAGUGAAGGAUGAGAUUAUCACAGCACUGAUCCAGGAGCUGCAAAGGGCACAGCCAAAGGGUGACGAGUGAAUAACUGAAGAAUGGAUCAAGACAAUAAUAAGUGGUACAGUUUAGAGCCUGACCAAUACUGGAAUCUUGAGGUUGAUGCUGAUAUUAAUGUUUAAAGAGUAACAAGAAUUGGAAGACCAUAUAGAUCUAUGGGCUGACAUUCCUUUUUUAAAUAUAUAAUUUUGAUAAGAAUGUCUCAUACUGUUUUUAAUGAAUUAUGACUUCAAUAUGUACUAAGCAGCGCAAAUUGCAGUUGAGAAUUAAGUGUUAUCUGGUUGAUAAAUGUAAUGGAGACACUUUCUAAAUUACCUCAAACCUAUUUUAUGUCUGGCAUUUUUGUCUAUCCUGUUUCUCAGUACAGUAAAUACAACUGCUAGCCAUGAUACUUUUUUUUGCAUGUGAGAGGAAGACACAUUGUAUCAAAUAUUAAAAUGUGUCUUUGUCUUUAACUGAUUCACUUUUUGCCAGUCCUCUUCCGUUUCGGUGGAACUUCCUCCCUACUGUCCUGUUUCCUUUGCGGCACAUACAGGUGUGGUGUGCGUAACAACAGCAUAAAUGCACAAUACAAUUUAAUUAAAAACUUCACUUUAGUAAAAGUAAUGCAAAAUGGCCCACGUUAUAUUAUUUAGUGGUUAUAUAUACAUUAAAUGUUGUGAUGAUGGCUGAGGUAUUCAGCUAAGUAGUCUAAUUUAGAACAAUGUUCAUCAUAAAUUUUGUGUGCAGAAAUUUUUAUCCACAAGUUACUAGUAACAUAGCUCUUAGAUAAAUGUAAAAGUACAUUUCUGUUUGAAAGGAAGUGAAGUAAAGGUAUACAUUAGCAUGAAAUAGAAAUUCUCAGUACCUUAAAAUUGUACUUAAUAAGUUUACUUAGAUACUUUCCACCACUGUGUUUGUAAUUCUGUAUACUGAUCUCGGGGUAACCGAGACAUCAGUUUUCUGGAUAUAAAAUUAAUUUAAACAAAUCACCUAAUACUAUCCCGUUCUUUCCUUUCAAAUGGUCUUCAUCAGGUUUUGUCUGGUUUGUCUAGGUAUUUUUGUUUAACUCUAUCUCUACAUUUCAUCAAUUGUAUGAAGCCAGUUUUCUUCUAUUAUCUGGUAAAAUAAGACGUUUGUUGUGGGGAAAAAUAACAUAGUAUUAAAAUAAGUAUUCUGAAAAAUAAGAAUCAUUUAGUGAAAUUUCUUGGUAUAUGGUUGCAAUGGAAACAGUGAAAACAUGGUGUGAGAAAUUGUUGCCAAUAAAACACCUUUUGCAAAAUA